Molecule: messenger RNA, 345 nt
Organism: Penicillium waksmanii
Lineage: Eukaryota; Fungi; Ascomycota; Eurotiomycetes; Eurotiales; Aspergillaceae
Exons: 2
Coding region: 1-345 (114 amino acids)
Source: RefSeq, a predicted model, not a curated record
AUGCAAGUAUUGCGGACAAAACUUCACACGAACCGACCUGGCCGUCCGCGCAAGCGUAUCCCUAGUGGCGCAUGGGAGGCUAAGGGGGCCCUCGAUGUUUCGUAUGGCGAUCAUUUGACUUAUGAGCGUGUGGUCAAGGAUGAAGUGCUGGUUCAAAGAAUGCCCGCUAUUAUAACCGAUCCGGAAACACUGGUGCGCUAUUCGCCAGCCAAGGACAUCCCUUUAAGGAGUGCACCCGCAAAACUUCGAAUGCACUAUAUCGAAGCCCACGUUUACAAUUACACCUUCCACAGCGGGAGGCUAUCCGAGGCUCUUCAAGCAGACCAUGACCAGGGGCUUUUGUAG